CGAGCGGGCCCCCAUGGCACCGACUUUAAACCAUCCCGUGAUGAAUCAAGAAAGGGAUAUUUAAUUUUUCUUCGUACGAAUUUCAGACAAAAAUAGAAUAGAGAACGGGCAAAGGAGGAAAUGAAUGGGCCGCCGGAGAACGAUCUUUGCUCGAUAUGUCAUUCCCACUUCACUGCACCUUGCCAAGCCAAUUGCUCUCAUUGGUUCUGCGGAAAUUGCAUAAUGCUUGUGUGGAGGCAUGGAUCUACACUACAGCCAUGCAAAUGCCCCUUGUGUCGUCGUCCCAUAAGUUUGCUUGUUCCUACAGAAGACACUAUCAGAAACCGUAGUGACUCUUCAGUUUCUGAGGUUCUUGCUAAUCUUGAAACCUACAACCGAUACUUUGGUGGACGAUCAACUAGUUUAAUUCAGAGGAUGCAAGAUCUUCCCUUCUUACUUCGAAGAUUGUUGCGAGAAAUGAUGGAUCCUCAAAGAACCCUUCCUCUUGUCAUCAGAGCUCGAGUUUAUAUCGCAAUGAUUCUCAGUGUUGUUUACAUAGUCAGUCCAAUAGAUAUCAUUCCAGAAGGAGUUCUUGGGGUAGUCGGUUUGCUUGAUGAUCUACUCAUAGCAUUGAUUUGUUUCCUCCAUGUUGCUGCUUUGUACCGCUCGGUUCUCUAUUUCCGUCAUACCGGUUCCUGAACCAAUAAAUGUUUUUGACAUUAUGUGCCUAUGUUUUGUCUUUGUCUUUGAUCACUUAACCUUUAGACAUGAUCGUGUUCUGUUUUGACUAUGGAAACUGAAAUGGGUGA
Messenger RNA from Brassica oleracea var. oleracea, 788 nucleotides. RefSeq names its product E3 ubiquitin-protein ligase RNF170. NCBI's taxonomy places the organism in Eukaryota, Viridiplantae, Streptophyta, Magnoliopsida, Brassicales, Brassicaceae. Gene Ontology annotation, molecular function: ubiquitin protein ligase activity. The transcript has 5 exons. The coding region runs from base 121 to 678 and encodes 185 amino acids. The record is from RefSeq and is a predicted model, not a curated record.